Messenger RNA from Penicillium argentinense, 891 nucleotides. Its product is annotated as mitochondrial 54S ribosomal protein uL15m. Lineage: Eukaryota; Fungi; Ascomycota; Eurotiomycetes; Eurotiales; Aspergillaceae. Gene Ontology annotation, cellular component: mitochondrial large ribosomal subunit. The transcript has 3 exons. The record is from RefSeq and is a predicted model, not a curated record. Bases 1 to 891 code for a protein of 296 amino acids. Gene Ontology annotation, molecular function: structural constituent of ribosome. Gene Ontology annotation, biological process: translation.
AUGACUCCACGACUGAUGGGGCUGCCUAUGCAGCUUCAACAAUUCAUCGCCAAGCCAUUUACCCAGGCUUCAUCACUGGCUUUCCUCACGCCCCAAUUCCAGCAAAGCCCGCGGCGCGCAUAUUCUCUCCGCAUCCGACGAGGUCGUGGUCCGGCUUCCGGCAAGGGUAAGACCUCCGGUCGUGGUCACAAGGGUCAGAAGCAGCAUGGAAAGGUCCCGGCUGGCUUCAAUGGUGGUCAAACACCCGAUAUUGUUGUUCACGGUGAACGCGGAGCCCCGAAUGUAUUCGCCAAGGAAAUGGCCCCCGUGAAUCUAUCCCGCAUCCAAGAAUGGAUCGACCAAGGCCGCAUCGAUCCCGCGCGGCCCAUCACAAUCCGCGAACUGACACACUCGCGCUGCAUCCACCAAGCAAAAGAAGGCGUCAAGCUCCUGGGCGGCACCGACUCCGCUCUGAAGCAACCCAUCCACCUCGUCGUCUCGCGUGCCUCCGCCUCCGCCAUCGAGGCCAUCGAGGCCACCGGCGGCUCCGUGACAACCCGCUACUACACCCGCAAGGCGAUCGAAAACAUCCUGCGCAUGGAGUCGCAUCCGUUCGUGUCCAUGGCCUGGUCCGCUGAGAGCGGCUCCAAGGACCUGCUCAAGGCGGACAACUUGACCGAGGACGUCUCCGAGUCGGCGAUAAUGAAGGCUGUCGGCUUCCGUUACCGUCUCCCGGACCCGACUCGUCGUCGCGAUAUCGAGUAUUACCGCGAUCCUGCCCACCGUGGUUACCUCAGUCACCUUCUUAAGCCUAUGGAGGGUCCUUCGUUGUUCUUCCGUUCGCCUGAGGAGCGUAAGUCGACUGCUGGUGUCAAGAAGGAGAAGGUUCUGCCGGAGAACAGACUUUGGUAG